Messenger RNA from Neofelis nebulosa (Clouded leopard), 3115 nucleotides. It is a transcript of the gene POU1F1, whose product is annotated as POU class 1 homeobox 1. The transcript has 6 exons. The record is from RefSeq and is a predicted model, not a curated record. Gene Ontology annotation, molecular function: DNA-binding transcription factor activity, RNA polymerase II-specific; RNA polymerase II cis-regulatory region sequence-specific DNA binding. Gene Ontology annotation, biological process: regulation of transcription by RNA polymerase II. Bases 418 to 1371 code for a protein of 317 amino acids. NCBI's taxonomy places the organism in Eukaryota, Metazoa, Chordata, Mammalia, Carnivora, Felidae.
CCUAGUAUUUUUCAAUUCACUUUAGGAUUAUUUCUUUGAGGGACACUUAUAUUUUUGAAGUUCUUGAUUCCUUUCUAAAAUGUCUGAAUUACUGAAGUUGUCAAAGUUUCAGAUUUCUCCCUUUCCGUCCAUCUAUACCCCAGAACCAGGUUCCCUCUUGGGCACGGAUUAUGUGUGGGUGAGGAGGAAGAUGGUUCAGAUUGAUAAAGCAAUACCCCUGGGAAAAAGACGAUUAACAUGUAGAAAGGGAUUUCCCUGCAGUAUAAAUACCAGCACGCGCCCUCCUGGUUGCUUCAGAGCCUUCCUGAUGUAUAUAUGCAGGUAGUGAGAUUUGAAACGGCCCUUUGAAACUGUAAUAUAAUCAAACUCUGAUUUGGGGAGCAGCAGUUCUCCUCCUUUUUCUACUCUCUUGUGGGAAUGAGUUGCCAACCUUUUACUUCGGCUGAUACCUUUAUACCUCUGAAUUCCGAGUCUUCUGCAACUCUGCCUCUGAUAAUGCAUCACAGCGCUGCCGAGUGCCUCCCGGUCUCCAACCACGCCACCAAUGUGAUGUCUACAGUCCCGUCUAUUUUGUCUUUGAUCCAAACUCCUAAAUGUUUGUGUGCAUAUUUCCUGGUGACAUCGUUGGGAAACACAGCAACAGGACUUCAUUAUUCUGUUCCUUCCUGUCAUUAUGGAAACCAGCCAUCAACCUAUGGAGUGAUGGCAGGUAGCUUAACCCCUUGUCUUUACAAGUUUCCUGACCACACCUUGAGUCAUGGCUUUCCUCCCAUGCACCAGCCUCUUCUGGCAGAAGACCCCACCGUCACUGAUUUCAAGCAGGAACUCAGGCGGAAAAGUAAAUUGAUUGAAGAGCCCAUAGACAUGGAUUCUCCGGAAAUCCGAGAACUUGAGAAGUUUGCCAAUGAAUUUAAAGUGAGAAGAAUUAAGUUAGGAUACACCCAAACCAAUGUUGGGGAAGCCCUGGCAGCUGUGCAUGGCUCAGAAUUCAGUCAAACGACUAUCUGCCGAUUUGAAAACCUGCAGCUCAGCUUUAAAAACGCAUGCAAACUAAAAGCAAUAUUAUCAAAAUGGCUGGAGGAAGCAGAGCAAGUCGGAGCUUUAUACAAUGAAAAAGUGGGAGCAAAUGAAAGGAAAAGGAAGCGAAGAACAACUAUAAGUAUCGCUGCUAAAGAUGCUCUGGAGAGACACUUUGGAGAACAGAAUAAACCUUCCUCUCAAGAGAUCAUGCGAAUGGCUGAAGAACUGAAUCUUGAGAAAGAAGUAGUAAGAGUUUGGUUUUGCAAUAGAAGGCAGAGAGAAAAACGGGUGAAAACAAGUCUGAAUCAGAGUUUAUUUACUAUUUCUAAGGAGCACCUUGAAUGCAGAUAAAAUUUACUAUUGUGUAACAUCCAAUUUUUCUGUUUUUCUUUCCUUUCUCUUCCCCAACAAAAAUAGAAAUUAGUUAUUUGGUUGGCUUCAAAAAUUUUAUAUCAACAACUUUUGCAGACACUUUUCUACUUUAAAAAAUUAAUACAAUUUAAAUAUUGGUGACUUAUUUUCUUUAAAAUAUUCUCAGAAGCCAAACUGUGUAUUUUUAAGCCAAAGAUACCAAUAGGAAUAAAACAAUAAUUCUUUCAAAGUCUUUCUCACUCCCUCUUUAUCUACACACGCACACAUGGAGUGUGCACAUGGGUCUUUCAAGAUUCCUUUUCCCAAGGCUGUUUAUUAGCUUUUUAAUAUUUCAGUCAUAAUGCUAAAUAAAGAAUAUCACCAUAGAAAAUACAAUUAGAAAAUUGUGACCAAUGUCCUGUUUCCAUCAGCACUAAUAGUUAGUUUGAACUAAAUUGUUUGCACUUAAGAGCUGGAGGUGCGUUAGAAUUUUAUUAGUGCAUUUAGGAAUAAAUCUUAAUUAGAAGCGAUACUUUUGAUCUUUUAUUCUUCCCAAAGAUUUAGCUUUUUUGAUGUUUAUUUAUAGAAAAUAGGGUUUAUGGAUUCUGAACCCAAACUAUUUUGUAAGCUGCAACAGUGCAGGAAUGAUGUCUGGCUUGUUUACUGUUGUUUGUCCAGUGCCUAGGAAAGUGCUUGUAGUGGGCACGCGAGCUUCGUUAAAUGAAGAAAUGUGCUGUUGUGAUAUUACCAAUGAAGGAGUGUGCUGUUAACAAUUGCUACAAACUUGAAGGGUGCGUAAUUUAAUAACACUAUUUAAGUCUCACAACCCAGAAAAUCAUCAGGAUCCUAUCAAAAAGACUAUCACUUUGUUUUAAUUGGCUAGAAUAUGAUUUGUUAUUGAUGAAAAAGUUUGACAAUCGAGUAUUUUAAUUUAGCGAUUUAUAUCUAGGGAACAUAUUUAAUUAUAAGAAUGAACUUCUUUGAAACUUGCAAACAGAAGGAAAUGGUAACAUAAUAGCAAUCUAAGUGAUUUUUUUUUGCAUUUAAAAUAUAAAUCUGCUGGCAAUGUUUAUUUUAUAUAACAAAAAUGGAAACAAUUAGACCAAAUUUUAUUAAUGAUUUAGAAUGCUUAAUAAAUUACACUGUCCAGUCUUUUAGUGAUACUAAUAAAGAUCAAACAUUAUUUCAUAAUCUCUAUAGAUCAUAUAUGUUUAUGCACACAUAAUCACCAUUAAUUGGAUUGCUAGAAACUUUGAUAUAUUAACAAAAAGAGAUUGUUUUCAGUGGCUUAAUCAUCUAUGCUUAAGUACACAUCUAGCACCCAGGAGGUGUUGAACAAAGUAUACAUACAAGGACUUUUAUUUUUCAAGAGUAAAUUCCAUAUUAUUGAGCCAUGUAGAUAUGUAAGUUCUUCUCUGUAUAAUUCACCUGCUUACCACAUACAUUAAUUGGGAAGGGAUUCUUGAGUUUGUAAAAGGCAGGAAUAGGAUGUAUAUACAUACAUAUAUACUAGAUACAUACACAAAAAUGCAUAUAUGCAUGUCUGAAAGUUGCAAAUAGAAAAAAAGAUAAUGCAAUAUAAAUCUAGAAUAGUGACUUUUUUGCACUUUAAAUAUAAAUCUGAGAAUGUUUAAUCUGACUUUAUACAACAAAAAUAAGCAUGUAUAAAUGCUUAUAUCCUCACAUAUAUAUGAUAAUAUCAGACAUUCAUCCAUAAAGUCAUUCAGGUUUAGAUACAGCUAGC